AUGGACGGCAGAUUCACAAGCGAGCGACAGCUGGGCCAGCAGGCGCUGCAGAGCUCUUCGCAUGCGUACGAUAAGCAGUUGCUGUCAAAGAUAGGCGGACCCAACACGCCGACAAGAGCGAAUGCGCCGCCCCUCUCCAGCAGUGCUCAAGACUCAUCAGACGCUCAUCCCCCACUUCACAAGCUCAACAGUCUGAAGCCUCUCUCUGUUCCUGACCGUCUGCAUCCGGCUCUAGACUCCCCUGCAUCCAAGUGGCCGCCGUCAGGAGCCAUCUCUCCGGGAUACCCUGGCUUCCGCAGUCCCAUCUUUGAUUCGAGCUCCAAUGAUUCGCAUAGAGGAAGAUUUGGCAGCAUUUCCACCCCUGGACCCUUUGACGAGACAUCGUCCCAGCAUCGGGGCAGCUACGACCACAGCAUCUUCUCCGAACAGGAAUUUGGCAUGGAAGAAAAUGGCAUGCGUGAACUGAACAUCAGCGACCGCAGCCCCGCCGAGUCUGACGAGUACCAUUUAGGCCCGAAGGGCGGCCUUAAACGACGCGCCUCCUCACCACCUUUGGAAGCCGCACGCGAAGACCGGCCCACGACCAGCGGCCCUUCGGACUUGUACCACCGCCGCUCGGCACAAAUGCUUGUCAACCGCAAUUGCGCUGCUUCGCGCUUUCAGGCAAGUCAAGGCUCCAUAUCGUCGGCCUCAUCGCUGGGCCAACGCACUGGCUCGAUUGGAUCCUCCUUUGGGUUCUCGACGGCUGCUAGCAGCAUGACAAGUUAUGGUGGGGACCAACGUCUGUCGCCCAACGCCUUGUCGCCUCGAGGAGAGACGGACUCGGGCCCCGUGUCGCCAUAUGCAGCUAGUCGAUCGCUUAACCCAAGCCCUCGCAGCUCCUUAUCACGACCACAGCACCAACGAGGCCCUUCGGAAAGCGAUCAGCCGCAGAAUCGGAAAAUGUCCACAGAUGGCGUGCUGCACCCUCGACACAAUUCAGUGGCUAGCCGCAUCCCCGGGGCCUACAUAUGCGAGUGCUGUCCCAAGAAGCCCAAAAAGUUUGAUAGCGAGGAAGAACUGCGGUAA
Molecule: messenger RNA, 1068 nt
Organism: Parastagonospora nodorum SN15
Lineage: Eukaryota; Fungi; Ascomycota; Dothideomycetes; Pleosporales; Phaeosphaeriaceae
Exons: 1
Coding region: 1-1068 (355 amino acids)
Source: RefSeq, a predicted model, not a curated record